CAGCCAGACCCCUCUGAAACGGUGACAUAUAAGGAACUCGAACAGUUCAGUGGAACAAAUACAAAAGCAUGAAUAAUUUUCCAGCGGUGCUUGCGGUUUUCCUGCUGCUCACUGUGGCAUUGACAGAGGCCGCUGUGUACAUCGGAGGCGGAUGUUAUGACUGUAAUCCGCCCGGUGGUCAAGGGCCAGGCAUAUAUACGGGAAAUGGUGGAGGCGGCCGAGGCGGUGGUGGCUACUAUAACCCAGGAUCUGGAGGCGGCGGUGGCGGACGUCCGGUUUACUCGGGAAACUUUGGACCAAAUGGUUAUAAUGGCGGUGGCCGGAGUUACAGUGGCGGCGGUAGAGGCGGCGGCGGUGGCGGUGGCUACGAUGAUGGCUUCACGCAAAUCAUAAGCGGUUAAAACUAGUAUAGUUGUUUAAAUAUACACUUAGAAAAAAAAAAAAUGCAGCACAAUAUUCAAAUGGCCACUCUGCACAAACUUCAAGCGCAGUUUCGCAACGGCUGCUUCAACUUUUUCAAUUAAAACAAACAUUUUCAAUGGGGCUUCACGGCGUCCGAAUAGCUGUCAAAACAAAGUUGCUUGCAUGAAUUGCAAAAACUAAUACGACUUCAUUGCGAAAAAAAUAUUAAUUACAUUCGAUGCAAACUU
Drosophila mojavensis is the source of this 650-nucleotide messenger RNA. RefSeq names its product glycine-rich RNA-binding protein 8 (gene BomT3). NCBI's taxonomy places the organism in Eukaryota, Metazoa, Arthropoda, Insecta, Diptera, Drosophilidae. The record is from RefSeq and is a predicted model, not a curated record. The transcript has 2 exons. Bases 69 to 401 code for a protein of 110 amino acids.